Penicillium verhagenii is the source of this 1602-nucleotide messenger RNA. Its product is annotated as PHD finger domain-containing protein. The record is from RefSeq and is a predicted model, not a curated record. Bases 1 to 1602 code for a protein of 533 amino acids. The transcript has 2 exons. NCBI's taxonomy places the organism in Eukaryota, Fungi, Ascomycota, Eurotiomycetes, Eurotiales, Aspergillaceae.
AUGGUGACAAGAGGAAUAUGGAAUCUACAUUUUGGCGGUCGAUGGUAUCGGUUUCGCCUUUGUGAUUCAAAGUCCCGAGUCAGCCCCCCCGAUCACCCGCAAAUCCGGCAAAAAGUCCGUGAUCUGCGGGCCCUGCCUGACAAGCUCGAUGAGUGGGAACCAAUCCCGUUCCGCAGCCCCAUGCACUGGAAACUUAAUUACAUCUAUGCCGUUGAUCAAGACGCCGGUUAUCCUGUCAUAUCAUUCUGGAAGAUACAUAAAGGUUCGCAGAUACCUGUGUCAAUACAACUUAGCCUUGACACACUGUACGAUUCCAACGCUAUUGACACAAUGGGGUACAUAUCGGAUGUUGAAAAAGGUCCCCUUCCUAGACCUGGCGAGCUUGAAACCCCAUCAAGCACCAAGAAAAGUAAUACGAAUGACCUCAAUAUCAAGUCACGAAUCACGGGGGCGCUUAACAUAAACUUUGGUCCUCCUUCUCCUACGAAUGACUUACAAGCUCAAUUCUUCACCGACUUCGUGUUCAUUUGGCGCUCUUACAUCGACGAUCCCUUGGCUUGGAAAACCACCUGCCCAGUUUUCAAAGUAAUAAUGAUAGCCAUCUUGCGCCUUGCCGCCUGUGAUUUCGAGGUUUCGGAUGUUGACGAUGUUACAUCUGAACUGCCAAUUUCUUUUUCUUCUAUCCCUUCUUGGACUUAUCCCAAAUCGGACACGUUUUGGUUCCAUGGUUACCUUGUCAUCUUACAAGAAGAUAUCGUUUCCAACACGGCGAUAAUGCAAGCUAUGGUGAAAACCAAGUUGCAUACGGAAGGUUCCCAGCUUGAGCCCACGCGCUUGAUACUUCUUUCACCACAAUCCGUCGCAUUUGCCGAAUAUUCUCGAGAUUCAUUUCUGGUUUCAGGAGCUCUGACGCUGCUCUCCAAUCUAUCGGCAACUCAGUGUCCCCCUGGUUUCCAUAACUUGGCGCGAGUUUUCACAUCGGGAUGCUGGAGGAGCUUUACUUCAAAUGGAGAAAGGACUCUACUAUCGGAGUCCGACGUACCUAUAGAGAUUUUCCACAUGAUUUUCCAGGAGCUGGAACCGCGUGAUAUGAUAUCAUUUGCACAGGCUUCAUUUGCGGCUGAAAUAUGCUACUACACAUCAAUGGGCCAGUUCAAACACACCACGGUUGAAAAGUUUGAGUAUCUGAUUCCCUGCUGUGGCCAGCGUAUCGGGCUAGUGGAAAGUGGUGUAUGCUGCUCUAAUUGCUACCUGUGGCAGCAUAUGGAGUGUAUUGGCCUUGAAAAAUUUGUCGACAAUUUCGUUUGUACCCCUUGUCUCGAAAGCACAUCCCCUGGCCCGCUUGAACCGGGAGGAAUUCAGAGCUUCAAUCGCGGGAAAGCUAGGGGUGGAUGUCAAGUAACAUUCAUGGGUUCUCCUAAAUUGUUGCAGCUGCGAGUUACGAAACCUGCACACUUACGAGGAGAACUACGGCUGAUCGGUAACCUUUGGAAAGUUGCACCUGCUCAAGUAGACUAUUCAAUACUCUUUAACGGCACUUUCUCUGGACUGGCUUACGGCAUGGAAGAAAAGCGCAAAUCUGACCCUUCAAAUUUGUACUGA